AUGGCAUUUCACACUAGUGAGAAAGUUCUUCUUAAAGUGUCACCCAUGAAAUGGGUGAUGAUAAUCGGCAAGAAGGGCAAACUUAGUCCUCGAUACAUUGGUCCAUUUGAGAUUCUUGACUGUGUAGGGUCAAUGACUUAUAGAUUGGCUUUACCACCUAGCUUAUCUGGAGUUUAUCCAGUGUUUCAUGUGUCCAUGUUGAAGAAGUUUCAUGGGGACAGAGAUUACAUUAUAAAAUGGGACUCAGUGUUGUUAAACAAAGACCUUCAGUGUGAGGAGGAACCGAUUGCAAUUCUUGAUCGUGAUUUUUGA
This is a messenger RNA of Solanum stenotomum, 312 nucleotides long. RefSeq lists its product as uncharacterized. Lineage: Eukaryota; Viridiplantae; Streptophyta; Magnoliopsida; Solanales; Solanaceae. The record is from RefSeq and is a predicted model, not a curated record. The transcript has a single exon. The coding region runs from base 1 to 312 and encodes 103 amino acids.